Molecule: messenger RNA, 1394 nt
Organism: Polyodon spathula (Mississippi paddlefish)
Lineage: Eukaryota; Metazoa; Chordata; Actinopteri; Acipenseriformes; Polyodontidae
Gene: tmem88b
Product: transmembrane protein 88 b
Exons: 3
Coding region: 316-894 (192 amino acids)
Cellular component (GO): plasma membrane
Molecular function (GO): PDZ domain binding
Source: RefSeq, a predicted model, not a curated record
AAGGCAAAGCACAAGGGAGGUGGGAAGGACGGACUCACACCGAGAGAGAGAGAGAGAGAGAGAGAGAGAGAGAGAGAGGGGGAAACUGUGUUCCAACUUCAGAGAGAGAAAGGAAACGCCAGGAGCGGCUCUGUAUUUUUCCUACAAAGUAUCUCUGAACAUAAUUCAAAUUAUUUAAGAAAAAGGAAUUGAGUUUGUUUUGUUUUUUGUGUAUUACACCCUGGCUAAAAACUAAAGAGGUACUUUUUGCUCAUCCCUUAACUUCGAAGACUAGUUGGCUACAAAUAGCUGCUUCAAUCAAAACCAUAGGAAGAGAUGCUGGAGUGUGCUGAGGAACUGGGGGUAGAGGCAGCGGGGGAUUCAGGUCCCCAGCCCGUCGCCGUGGUAAUGCAGCCCUCCCCGGCGGUGGUGGUCCCCCCUCCCUACAGCGCGGCCGAGGGGCCGGAGCCCCCCCUGGAGCUGCGAGGCUCACUGGACUGCUGGGCCUGCUCCGUGCUCAUCACCGCUCAGAACCUGCUCAUCGCCGCCAUCAACGCCAGCCUGGCUGGCCUGGUAUUCGGAGCCGUGCUCGCGCCCGCCAGCAUCAUGGUGACAUUCGGCUUCCUCUGCCACUCCAAGGUCCAGCCGGCGGGCGCUGCCCCUUACUGUUUGGAGCUGCUGAACGACAGCGGCUGCACGGCCCUUGUGGUGGUGGGGUUCCUGCUGGUCACCCCUCUGCUGGUGCUGGCUCUGGCUGCUUACUGUCGCAUGGCACGCCACCUGCAGCUGGGGCUGUGUUUCAUCCCCUACAGUCGGGCGGUCUACAAGAACCUGCCCGCCACGCAACACCACGGGCUGGGCUUCUGCUGCAGGCAGGGGGGGGGCAGCAAGGGCAAUGGCAAGGUGUGGGUGUGAACGGGAGGGGGGGGAGGGGUGCGUCGGACAGUCCACUGCCUUGGAUUAUAAAUCACAUAUUAAAAAAAUAAUAAUAAUCUGCCACAGUUAAAGGCUGAUUGCAGUGAAACUGUUGAUGGCAUCUUUACCCUUAUAAAAGCUCACCACACCAAAAACGACCGUGGUAAAAUUUUACAAGGGUAACAACAGUCUAUGAAAAUGUUUCAAGAAUUUCGAAAUGUGUUUGACCGAUGAAAAUGUAAUUGUAGUUUUUAACAAUGUAAGUUUAUGGCGUCCUACGAUGUACUUGAAUCACUACUGUGUGCAAAACUAAAAUAUAUCCGCCUUGUGUUCUCAGCAGUAGUAAUGAUACAGGCUCUGUAACGAACUCCACGUACAGGUGCAUGAAGUAUGGAAUAUAACUUAAUAACCGUUUUCUUUUUUAACUCUCUGUGUUAAAAAAUGCAUAUUCAUGGUUUUGUAUUUUUCAUUUUUCUUAAAAUAAUAAACAAAGCAUUUCU